This is a messenger RNA of Trichobilharzia regenti, 1569 nucleotides long. NCBI's taxonomy places the organism in Eukaryota, Metazoa, Platyhelminthes, Trematoda, Strigeidida, Schistosomatidae. The record is from the annotation of a GenBank genome assembly.
AUGGCACUGUUCGUUAUCGCAGGGAAAUCUGACUGUCCAUUUUACGCACGAAUUGAAUUGUUAGCAGAUAAACUAGCCUUAAAUCUACCCAAUUUUAGAGUUACCAAGAUUGUUAAACAACCAAAUGAGUGGAAAGAAUUUAUUAAAUGGAUUAAAGAAACGCAUGGUUGGUUGAUAGAACAAUCACCAGUUGUAUGGAGAGAAUUAGUUAAUAAAGGCGGUAAAGGCAUAUUAAUCGGUGGAGCUAAUGAAUUUCAAGAGUUGUUAGCUGCUUAUUAUGGUGAACAAUGUUCAAUGCCUACUGAAGAAAUCCUGAAGAUUGUUGAAGAUAAUAUACGAUAUAAAAAUGAAGAAGAUGAAGACAAGAGAAUAGAAAUUGCUAAUAGACUACCUUCAAUAGGCAUUUUAAUUAUUGGCGCGUCUACACCAGCGACUAAAGAAAUGCUUAAUAUUAUUAUGAAUGAGAAAAAAUUCACUGAUGGUUUAAUCGAUUUAUACUUGCAUGAUGAAGUUGAGCAUCAUGUUUAUUUGUAUCAUUUACAAGAAAUGCUUAUCGAGGGAGCAUUUGCUAAAGUCAACAAUAUCUACGUGAUUGAUGAUAUUGAUGAAUGCUUGUCAAUUGUGAAACAAGUGAUUAUUAUGAAUGUAGUCCCACGAAUAUGCUUAAAUGAUACAAAUACUGCCAGAGAAGAGGAUGUCUGGGAGUCAAGAGAUCAGUGGUUACGACGAAGAUUUUUAUACUUUAAUAAACUUGGACGAAAGAUCAGAGAAAAGUGUCAGAAAUCAAUACGCAUUUUAAUAGCUGGUGGUUAUCCAGGUUUAGGCAAAGUAUCUCUACAAACAACAACACCUAUAUGUUUUGAUUUGACAGCACUAUAUAAAAUUGUGUCAACAAAAAUACCAUCAUCUCAGAUAAUUGGUCUAAUCAGACCAAUUGAACUACGCGUCAAAGCUACAAUAGCUAAACACUUGAAGGUACGCUCAUGUGAUGUCACUGAUCUUGUGAUCUGGGGGAAUGCAGGUGGUACAAUGUUUGCAGAUCUUUCGCGUUGUUGUGUUUCUUGUAGAACAGAAAUGGGUGCAGGUGUUGUUGGUGGAUGUUUUCUACGAUUUCCGGUGCUGACUGUAGCUGAAAAUCCAAAAUGGUUAACUACUGAAUUAUUAAAUGUCGCUUUUGAAGAAGGCAGUGUGAAAUAUGGAUUAGUUGAUGGGAAUGCUAUAAGUGAUUUAUUGAAAGAAUGGUGGGGUGUUAAUCAAAAUCAAAAUGGACAGAUUACCUCCCUUGUUAAGAUAUCAAAUGGUGACUGGUAUGGUGUCCCGAAAGGAAUUGCAUUUUCAUAUCCAAUUAUUUGUACUGGGAAUGGUAAUUGGUCUGUUGUAGAAGAUAUGCCUAUGACACCUGAAAGUGAAGCUCAGCUCAAAACCUGUAUUCAAAGUAUACUUGAAGACUGGGCAGUUAUUGAUCCUGCACCGUUGGAGGCAUUUUUAAAACAAGGUAAAAGACCAGAAGAUAUUAUGAAAUAUGAUGAUGAAUUUGAGGCACAGGACAGUGAUGAACUACUACUUUGA